CAGGUUUGCAAGAAUGGAUGGGGAUGGGCGGUCCUACACGUCGCCAUCAGGAAGAGGGCUCUGCGGAAUGCUUAGGAGACCCCUCCACCAGAGCUACUCCAGGGCCGGGACUUCGAGACUUCCACUUCACCACCGCAGGACCAUCCAAAGCAGAUAGACUAGGAGACGCAGCGCAGAUACACAGAGAAAGGAUGAGGCCGGUGCAGGGUGGUGAUGGUAGUUGUGAGAGAGUCUUUCUACAGAGCCCUGGCUCUACUGGAACUCUAUAUAUCAGGCUGGACUUGAACUCACAAAGAUCUACCUGCUGCUGCCUCCUAAAUGCUGGGACUAAAGGCAUGUGCUAGCAUGCAUAGCCUAAUGUAACUCCCCCACCUUCUACCUUCACUAGCAAGGACAAUACAGAGUCAUCCGAGUCUGA
This is a messenger RNA of Mus caroli (Ryukyu mouse), 418 nucleotides long. RefSeq names its product foxo1-corepressor. The record is from RefSeq and is a predicted model, not a curated record. NCBI's taxonomy places the organism in Eukaryota, Metazoa, Chordata, Mammalia, Rodentia, Muridae.